Molecule: messenger RNA, 3221 nt
Organism: Alligator sinensis (Chinese alligator)
Lineage: Eukaryota; Metazoa; Chordata; Crocodylia; Alligatoridae
Gene: GALNT12
Product: polypeptide N-acetylgalactosaminyltransferase 12
Exons: 11
Coding region: 1-1614 (537 amino acids)
Cellular component (GO): Golgi apparatus
Source: RefSeq, a predicted model, not a curated record
AUGAUACGAACAGCAGUGAAUCUUGGGUUCAACGACUCUGUGAUAUCUAAAAGGUACGAGAAGCCGCGAGCGGAGCCGGACGCGUUGGGAGAGCUGGGCCGGCCCGUGCGGCUGCAGCUGAGCGCGGCCGAGCAGCGCCGCCAGGACGACAGCGUCCGGCUGCACCAGAUCAACACCUACGUGAGCGACCGCAUCUCGCUGCACCGCCGCCUGCCCGAGCGCUGGAACCCGCUGUGCAAAGAGAAGAAAUAUGAUUAUUAUAAAUUGCCCAAAACUUCUGUUAUAAUAGCUUUCUACAAUGAAGCUUGGUCAACACUUCUGCGAACAGUUCACAGUGUUCUUGAGACAUCCCCAGAUAUUCUGCUGGAAGAAGUUAUUCUUGUGGAUGAUUACAGUGACAAAGAACAUCUAAAAGAGACACUGGAAAACUAUGUGGCUGCUUUACGCAAGGUACGUCUUAUCCGCGCAAACAAGAGAGAAGGAUUGGUUCGAGCACGGCUGCUGGGAGCUUCUCUAGCAAAAGGCGAUGUUUUGACAUUUCUUGAUUGCCACUGUGAAUGCCAUGAGGGAUGGCUUGAGCCCCUGUUGGAAAGAAUUGGUGAAGAGGAGUCAGCUGUUGUGUGUCCUGUUAUUGAUGUUAUUGACUGGAAUACAUUUGAGUACUUGGGCAAUGCUGGGGAGCCACAGAUUGGUGGGUUUGACUGGAGAUUGGUUUUCACGUGGCACCUUAUACCAGAGAGGGAGCAGAAACGAAGAAGAUCUAAGACAGAUGUCAUCAGGUCUCCAACCAUGGCCGGUGGAUUGUUUGCUGUCAGCAAGAACUAUUUUGACUAUCUUGGCUCUUACGACACAGGAAUGGAAGUAUGGGGAGGAGAAAACCUUGAAUUCUCAUUUAGGAUUUGGCAGUGUGGAGGAAGCCUGGAGAUCCACCCUUGUUCUCAUGUUGGUCAUGUUUUCCCAAAACAAGCACCCUAUUCGCGGGCUAAGGCUCUGGCCAACAGUGUACGUGCAGCAGAAGUGUGGAUGGAUGAAUAUAAAGAGCUUUAUUAUCACCGAAAUCCACAUGCACGUUUGGAGCCAUAUGGAGAUGUGACAGAAAGGAGAGUGCUUCGAGAAAAGCUCAAAUGUAAGGACUUCAAAUGGUUCUUAGAGAAUAUUUACCCAGAACUCCAUGUACCUGAAGACAGGCUUGGCUUCUUUGGAAUGCUGAAGAAUAGAGGAAUGGCAAAUCAUUGUUUUGAUUACAACCCUCCAAAUGACCAUGAAGUUACGGGGCACAGAAUCAUAUUGUACCCAUGUCAUGGAAUGGGACAAAACCAGUUUUUUGAAUACACAUCCCAUAAUGAAAUACGCUAUAAUACCCGGCAGCCUGAAGCCUGUGCUGCAGUUGAGUUAGGAACAGACUAUUUGACAAUGCACUUGUGUCAAGACAACAUACAAAACAUUCCUGAAAACCAGAAAUUUGUUUUCACAAAGGAUGGUUCUCUGUUUCACGUACAUACCCAACAGUGUGUACAAGCUGAGCCUGACUCUUACAAUGGCAGUCCAGCACCAUUGUUACGACCAUGUGCCAAUUCAGAACACCAGAAAUGGUUCUUUAAAGAAAGAAGUUGAUCCAGAGUAGGAUGUCAUCUUCAUAGUCAUCUACACUGUCUGGCUGAAUAGGAAAAUGUUAACUGAGUUGACAUUUAGGCAAACUUUGAAAAAAAUUACAUAACUGCUAUUUUUGUAUGAAGAAAGAUGUAACUUGUUUACAAGUUUUAAACUGUUUUCUGAAGUGCUUAAAGGCAUUGAACACUAGGCACAGUGCAUGUACUGUACUGCAGCAAUCUACUUCCCGCGGGGGCCCCCCCCAUUCUCUUAUUGGACAGCUGUACGAGUGUUUCUAAAAUGACUUAUGUUCUUUUUCAUAAUUGAAAAUAUAUUUUUUUAAUCUACUGUGAGCAAAUAAAGAAAUUAAGAUAAUCAUGCUAAUGUGAUCUUCCAAUAACUUUAAAGUGUUUAUUUUUCUACUAAAACAUUUUUAUAGUUGUGCCAUUUAACAGCUAUUAGCUGAGAAUUCUUCUCCAUGUUUAAAUUCCAAAAACUAAAAUUUAGGCUAGAUUAUGCCCUGAGGUGACUGACUGCAGCAGAGUUCACAUGGCAGUUCGACGUGGGGCUGCGCAUACAUAUCUGAAGGCAGAUCAGAACCUAAUAUUUGUGCACAGAUAACAAUCUAGUUGCAUAUAAGAUUCAUGUGUUUGACAUUGACAUUAAUGUGCAUUGACUGUUGUUAGCAUUUUAAAUGUUCACAGUACUUGAGUUCCCAGUAGGGCUUCAUUAGGACAGCUUUGUAGUAACUGUUUACCCAUCUUUCAUCAUUUAGAAAUAAGGUAAUGAUAUUUAGAAAUGUCUUUGUAAGAAACUGAUACAGGCUGUGUUCCUGCAGAUGUUCUUGCCUACAAAGCUGUUAACUUUAAAAGGAAGAUAUGUGUGCACAGAGCUUGCAAGAUCAGACUUGGUAGUAAUUACUUUGCCGAUGAAGGUUGAACUUAAGUUUUUAUGAAACUAGAUUAAAAAUUCAUACCCCUCAUUUUCAUUGACAACGACUGUUUAAAACAAUUUUUUGUAACUAAAAUGAAAAAUUUCAACGUAAUUCUAAUCUGAAAAUUUGUCUUUAUGCUUAUAAUGAGUUUUUUUUCUAAGAAUUCCUUUUCUGCUCAGGUCAAUAUAUACAUUCCUACUGAAAACUUGGGUUUUAAUCAGCAUCCAUAUAAGAUUCUGUCUUUUAAGGAGUAUAUGCAUUGCCCCCAGACAAUUUAGUCUGUCUAGCCCUGUAUUUUUUCUUUGAUAGUGCUCUGUAAUAUGUCAGCUAUAAGAAAAGUGUCUUUCUGUGAUAUCUGGCAGUUAAAGGUGUGCUAAUGUGCUGAAGCAAUGAAGGUUUAUAUCUUUUUCCCAAAACUCUUGAUUUAAUUUCCUUAUCUUUACUGUUAUGAUUAUGGAUGUCCUUGUUAUCCAUAUGAAAUGCACAAUCCUUUUUUGAGUCCUGUUAAACUCAUGUCAUCUUUGCAUAUUUAUUUAUAUGAUUUGGGGAAGUAUACCCAGAGGGCAUAUGCUUGUAGGUUCUUCCAAGAUCAUUACAAAAUCAUGUAUAUUUGAAUGUUUUUGUAAGCACCUUUACAAUUCUGCCUCCAUGGGUUGGGUUGGGUAGAUGAAACUGGUGUUAGAUCUAAUAAAAUAUU